UCUCGGUUAGUGAAAGGGGGAUGGUUGGACAAGCCUGGCAACUCAGUGUAAGGUUUCGGCUGCAUCACGCAGGUCUGAUCGUACGUUGCUCUCGCGUGUUUCAUCUACGCUCGUAUCAGGGCCUUAGGACCAAUCAUGGCUGAUGAGGGAUAUGUUGUGCGAAUCAGGGGUCUCCCGUGGUCCUGUUCAGUGGAUGAAGUACAGAGGUUUUUCUCUGAUUGCAAAAUCAUCAACAAUGGAGGCGGCAUCCACUUCACCUACACAAGAGAGGGGCGUCCCAGCGGAGAGGCCUUUGUUGAACUGGAGACAGAAGAAGACCUGAAGAUUGCUGUGAAGAAGGACAGAGAAACUAUGGGUCACAGAUACGUCGAGGUGUUUAAGUCCAAUAAUGUCGAGAUGGACUGGGUCAUGAAGCACACUGGUCCCAACUGUCCAGAGACGGCAGGAGACGGGCUUGUACGGCUCCGAGGCCUCCCCUUCGGCUGCAGCAAGGAGGAGAUCGUACAGUUUUUCUCAGGGUUGGAAAUCGUGCCAAAUGGGAUAACAUUGCCGGUGGACAUCCAGGGGAGGAGUACGGGGGAGGCCUUCGUGCAGUUUGCUUCACAGGAUAUAGCUGAAAAGGCUCUAAAGAAACACAAGGAAAGAAUAGGGCACAGGUACAUUGAAAUCUUCAAGAGUAGCCGCGCUGAGGUGCGGACCCAUUACGAGCCCCAGCGGAAGCCUAUGGGCAUGCAGAGACCCGGCCCCUAUGACCGGCCCUCUGGCGGUCGAGGCUACAACAUGAUGGGCCGAGGAGGAUCCUAUGAGAGAAUGCGCAGAGGAGGUUAUGGAGGAGGUGUAUCGGAUGGACGGUAUGGAGAUGGGGGCUCUUCCUUCCAGAGCACAACAGGCCACUGCGUCCAUAUGAGGGGUCUACCAUACAGAGCUACAGAGACAGACAUCUAUAAUUUCUUCUCACCACUGAAUCCAGUGCGGGUCCACAUUGAGAUCGGCCCAGACGGCAGAGUAACCGGGGAGGCGGACGUAGAGUUCGCAACACACGAAGAUGCGGUGGCAGCCAUGUCCAAAGACAAAGCCAAUAUGCAGCACCGCUACGUGGAGCUCUUCCUGAACUCAACAGCAGGUGGCAGCAAUGGAGCCUACGGCAGCCAGAUGAUGGGUGGCAUGGGGAGCCAGUCGUCUUACAGCGGCGGCCAGCUGAGCUCAGGGUACUCGGGUGGAUACAGCAGCCAAGGAAAUAUGGGAGGCUACAGUGACUAUAGUAACCAGGGCGGGAUGGGAAGCAGUUACUACGGCGGCGGUGGAGGAGGCGGCAGCAGAGGCUCGAUGAACGGACUGGGAGGGGGAUGGGGAAUGUAGAUUAUUUUUCUUUCUCUUUUUUUUCUCCCUUAAUUUGAUGUUUUUUAACUAAGCAUUUUUCUGAAAGGACUGGAAAUGUAAGUCUCACCUAGUAAACAUAGAAUAGGGUCAGGUGAGGUUGUUUUGAAAAUUACCGAGGGGUAGGGUUUGUAUUUUUUUUAAAUCUUCACAGAGAUGCGAGAACAUCUGUCGUCACAACGAGCGUGUGUCAGAAGUGCUGUUUUGUCUUCCCCAUUCCUCUCAGAUCGUCAGAAAACGUGCUUUAAAUUUUCACCACCCGGAUGCAUUCUGUUUGUGUGUUAACGUUCUUCAGACACCUGGUUAUUUUUAUUUUUUUUUUCCUCAAGGUUAACUCAUGCUGUUCUGGUGGCUUUUACAUUUCAGCGUCUGAGUGCAUGAACAAAAAAAAAAAAAAAGUUGUCCGAUUUCCUCGUUUCACCUCCUCUGUUUGUGUACAGCGUUUUUUUUAAAGAAUUCUUUUUGUUAAAAUAUUAAUCUGGUCGGAGCAUGUUUUUGUUUUCUAAAAGUGCGAAUGUUGAAGUUGUUUUUUUUUUUUUUUUUUUCUGAAUGAGGGCUGUAUCAAGAGCAAGUGAAUUUCAAAUCCGCUACCAUGAAGGUUUCUACUGCUUCGAAUGCUAUUUGUAUUUCCUGUGCACAAAGUGAAUAAAACUAGUCUGGAAUAUCUAAUUGAAACAA
Messenger RNA from Mugil cephalus (flathead mullet), 2055 nucleotides. It is a transcript of the gene hnrnph1, whose product is annotated as heterogeneous nuclear ribonucleoprotein H1. Gene Ontology annotation, molecular function: RNA binding. Gene Ontology annotation, cellular component: ribonucleoprotein complex; nucleoplasm. Lineage: Eukaryota; Metazoa; Chordata; Actinopteri; Mugiliformes; Mugilidae. The coding region runs from base 136 to 1359 and encodes 407 amino acids. The transcript has 11 exons. The record is from RefSeq and is a predicted model, not a curated record. Gene Ontology annotation, biological process: regulation of RNA splicing.